AUGCUAGGAUCUUAUAAGUCGCGAACCGUGUGUCACGAGUGCUCGAAGAGAAAGAUUAAAUGCGAUAGGCUCAUUCCUUGCCGUAACUGCAUCAAGAGAAACUUACAACAUCGAUGCAUUGAAUCAAAUAACGGUGUAUCUUCUGUGGAUGCAUUGGACGAAUAUGAGCUAUACAAGUUUUAUUUGAACUACGAGAGUGUUGUUGUUGAUGUAGGCCUGUUUAAAACGUUACCGACUUCAAAUGAACAACUUCAAAGUAAUGACGAAUUCAAAUUAUUAUUUAAUAAUGAAGUGUACAGCAAACUACUGGACUACACGGUUACCAACUUGGGCUGUCUGUACUUUGGUGUCGUGCAAGAUAUAACCGAAUUGUAUGAUAUUCUGCAUAAGGCAAUUGGCUCGGAUGAUAAUUCGUAUGAUGAUUUGUUGGUCUGGUCACUGAUUGCAUUAGCGGUUUAUUUCAUGGAUGAACAUACGUUUAGUGAUCUAAUGGGACCCGCUGUGGCAAGGGGUAAGUUAUAUCAUUCCGUUGUUAACUAUAUUAUCAAGUCUCUUUAUGAUCUCAAUUUCGUAGAAACUUUAGACGUCCGUUUCUUGCAGAUCGUGGCAGUCUUAUCAAAUACAAUUUUCUUAUUUGAGCAUAACAAUCUAUAUAAUAACCUAUUGAUUUUGUCUAUGAACCUAUUGAAAUACUACAAGACAAGUAUUGGAAAAAUCACGUCCCAUGAUGUGACAGGAAGAAACACCAUCUAUUUGAAAUUGAUCAAGAAUACGACAAACAAAAUUUGGUAUAAAUUUGCACUGUUGGAUUACCUCCAGUCGAAUAAUUCUAAAAAAUUCUCGAUCCACACCGAAAUAAGUUCGUUAACAAAUGAGCCAGUGAUGGUUACAGAUGUCGAUCCCUUCCAAGAAGCUGAAAGUUUCGAUCUACUAUGUUGGAAGAUCGUAUCAUUGGAUAAAGACAUUACCCACUAUAUUGCAGAGGCAAGAAAACCAACUCUAAAGACUUUAGAGACUCUCGAAAAAAAUAUACAGGGACUAGAAACUACAGUGAAAUUAUUUUUAGAAUCAAACAAAAGAAAUGACAAUAUUUCCAUCAACUCAAGUUUCGAAAGAUUUCUAUUGAAAUUCUUCAUACACACAACAAAAUGGAAACUUUAUAGGAUCUACUAUGUGCACUACGAUAAUACAGAAAAUUCAUUCAAUAAAAUGGCUUACCAUACUCGCAUAAUAAUAUCACAGCUAGUGAAGAAUGUAAAAUUAAAACAAGGUCAAUUCAAUAAAUUCCCAAUUGUAUUAUUUUUCAUUUCAAAGAUGAUAACUUUUUACACUUUUGCAAAAUUAGUUAACUCAAUAGAGAACAACAGAAAUCACAAUGAUGAAAAUGAAGAGUUAUCAUCAGAUUUAGUUGAAUUGUUGAUGUCAUUGCCAAUGUCAUUAAACCCAUCCCUAGAAAAAGUAAUAUUUUUGGUGGAAAAAUUGAACAAAUUAAUUCAAUUAUUUAAUAAGAUAAGAAUUGCAGAUUCAAUAAGCAUUUUAAAACAUCCAGUCAUGUUGAUACUGCAAAAUGAUAUCAAUACAAUAAACUUAAUCAAUAAUAAAAUUCCUAACUUAAUUAGCUCAGCUAAUUUAGAGUCAUUAAAUGAUAGUUUAUUUGAUGAUUACAACUAUGAUAACAACAACGCUUUGGAAAAUCAAAGCACAUCUUUUAAACUGAUUAUCGAUGAAUUUGAGCUAAAGUAUAACAUCAAGGAAAUCAUUAGAUACAGUGCAUAA
Messenger RNA from Tetrapisispora phaffii CBS 4417, 1776 nucleotides. It is a transcript of the gene CEP3, whose product is annotated as Cep3p. Lineage: Eukaryota; Fungi; Ascomycota; Saccharomycetes; Saccharomycetales; Saccharomycetaceae. Gene Ontology annotation, biological process: regulation of DNA-templated transcription. The transcript has a single exon. The record is from RefSeq and is a predicted model, not a curated record. Gene Ontology annotation, molecular function: zinc ion binding; DNA-binding transcription factor activity, RNA polymerase II-specific. The coding region runs from base 1 to 1776 and encodes 591 amino acids.